AUGCGUUUCCUUGUCUCCGCCCUAUCUUACAAUCGUGUUAAUUCGUUUUCAUCGCAUAUUAAGAGGUUACCGUUCUCAUCUACAACCUCAAAGUGCCCAACAUAUCAUCGAUAUUUCUCAAGCACCCGGGUCAAAUCCAGACAGGCUGCUGAUGAUCCCAAUUUCACAUCUAUAUUAGACAAUCCCCCAAAUCUGGUUCGUACUGGAAGAAGGCAUGGUCCGGGUCUUAUUGUUCUGGCUUUGAUCCCUAUAACAGCUUUCGCCUUGGGAACAUGGCAGGUCCAGCGUUUGGAUUGGAAAUCAAAGCUCAUUGCGAAAUUUGAGGAUCGCCUCGUUCGUGAUCCUUUACCACUUCCUCCACAUAUUGAUCCUUCAGCAAUAAAAGAAUUCGAUUACAGGAGAAUAUUCGCAAGGGGUCAUUUCAGACACGAUCAAGAAAUGUUGAUUGGUCCUCGCUUGCACGAUGGGAAAGACGGAUAUCUCGUCAUUACACCUUUGGAGCGGGAUGGGAAGGGCACCAGUGUUCUUGUAAAUCGAGGUUGGAUUGAAAAGAAGCAUAAAAAGCAAGCAAGCAGGCCCGACGGUUUACCGAAAGGUGAAGUAACCGUCGAGGGUUUACUGCGUGAACCUUGGAAGAAGAAUUAUUUCACGCCAGAUAACAGUCCACAGACUCAAGAAUUUUACUUUCCUGAUGUUGAGCAAAUGGCGAAACUAAGCGGAAGCCAACCAGUCUGGGUUGAAGAGACAAUGGAGCCUGAUCUCUUAAAGGCUUGGGAUCGAGCUGCACGUGGAAUUCCAAUCGGAAGGCCAGCAGAGGUCAACCUCCGAAAUAACCAUUCACAGUACAUAUUUACAUGGUAUGCCUUAGCUGCUGCUACAUCCGUUAUGCUAUGGAUGGUCGUAAAGAAACCCCCUGCAGAUAUUGCUCGACGAGUUCGUCAAAACAAAGAAUGGUCUUAA
Molecule: messenger RNA, 960 nt
Organism: Sclerotinia borealis F-4128
Lineage: Eukaryota; Fungi; Ascomycota; Leotiomycetes; Helotiales; Sclerotiniaceae
Source: the annotation of a GenBank genome assembly